Messenger RNA from Mastomys coucha (southern multimammate mouse), 1904 nucleotides. It is a transcript of the gene Dnajb1, whose product is annotated as DnaJ heat shock protein family (Hsp40) member B1. NCBI's taxonomy places the organism in Eukaryota, Metazoa, Chordata, Mammalia, Rodentia, Muridae. Gene Ontology annotation, cellular component: cytosol. The record is from RefSeq and is a predicted model, not a curated record. The coding region runs from base 194 to 997 and encodes 267 amino acids. Gene Ontology annotation, molecular function: Hsp70 protein binding; transcription corepressor activity. The transcript is spliced from 3 exons.
GCCGGGUCCCACCCCGGAUGUGCCGCGUCACGGAGCAGGCCGCAGCGAUUGGCCGGCGCGGCGCGACGCACCGGGAGGGGCGGAAGGUUCUGGAGGGCUGGCGGGAUCUGGAAGCUUCCGCCGGACGGGUAUAUAGAGUCCGGGACGGGGCAGCAGCGGAGCCGGAGGCGGCGACAGCUGGGCGGCGGUGGCCAUGGGCAAGGACUACUACCAGACGCUGGGCCUGGCCCGCGGCGCGUCCGACGACGAGAUCAAGCGAGCCUACCGCCGCCAGGCGCUGCGCUACCACCCGGACAAGAACAAGGAGCCCGGCGCCGAGGAGAAGUUCAAGGAGAUCGCCGAGGCCUACGACGUGCUCAGCGACCCGCGCAAGCGCGAGAUUUUCGACCGCUAUGGAGAGGAAGGCCUGAAGGGUGGUGGCCCCAGUGGCGGGAGCAGUGGCGGUGCUAAUGGCACCUCUUUCAGCUACACAUUCCAUGGAGACCCUCAUGCCAUGUUUGCUGAGUUCUUCGGUGGCAGGAACCCCUUUGAUACCUUUUUCGGGCAGCGCAAUGGGGAAGAAGGCAUGGACAUCGAUGACCCAUUCUCUAGCUUUCCAAUGGGUAUGGGUGGCUUCACCAAUGUGAACUUUGGACGCUCCCGCCCUUCUCAAGAGCCCACCCGGAAGAAGCAAGAUCCCCCAGUCACCCACGACCUUCGGGUCUCCCUCGAAGAGAUCUACAGCGGCUGUACCAAGAAGAUGAAAAUCUCCCACAAGCGGCUCAACCCUGACGGGAAGAGCAUCCGCAACGAAGAUAAGAUCCUGACCAUCGAAGUGAAGAGGGGCUGGAAAGAAGGGACCAAAAUCACUUUCCCCAAGGAAGGGGACCAGACCUCUAACAACAUUCCAGCUGACAUCGUCUUUUGGUUGCAUACUGCGGGAGGGCCCAGGGAGGGCUUUUGCUCUGCCGAAUGUUUUCCACAGAAUAUAUUACAAUCUUUCAAAGUCGCGCACUAGACUACAGUGGUUUUUCGAGCGAUAGGCAGGCGGUGGGAACAGCAGCCCUUCCUGGAAUGGACCCACCCUUUGCAUCCCAGCUCCUGCCCAAGGGUGUGAGGCAGGCCUGCAACUGGACUCUUCCCCUCUGUUGUCCUUAGUUUCUGGCUGUCAUGUGACAGUGGCCCGACAUCUCAGUUGCCAGACCCUGUGCACUAGUCAGUCUCCACUGUGUGAGAGGUUCUUGUUUUUUCUGUAUUUGUCCCAUGACUUGUUCCUCCUCUCCCAGAAGAAUCCUGUCUUGUCUUGACCAUCUCAAAUUGAGACCAAUUCUGUAGGACUGCCAGGCUGGCAUCAAGAGCAAUACUGGGUUGCAGGACCACAGGGCCAGCCUCCUUCCAGGUUCUGGGGCCUGGACAGCCAGGAGAUCCCUUGGACCUCUGGCUUUAUUGAUAUCAGAUGGCUGGCUUACAGUCACAGUACUUGCUGGGCCAGAGGUGGUCCUUGGCCACACCUGGCACUUCUUAGAGGCACAGGUGAUUUUUUUUUUGUGUGUGUGUGUGUAAUGGACUCUGAACUUUCUCAAAAGGAUAUAAUCCUUUUGAAUUUUGCACAGUCCUAGAUAUAAUCCCUUUUGAUAAAAGGGUCUUUGCUUCUGAUGAAAGGAGCACUGUGGAACGUAUGUAAAUAUGUUUUUAUAAUUCCAAUCGAAGCUAGUGUGCACUCAGAUGAAAGCAGUCCCUGUCAACUACUGUCUGUCCAGGGCUGUGAUGGGAUCAGACCUGGGAGUGAAAGUCUCUGUUCUUUGGAGCUAGCCUGGUGCUCUGACCAUCUGACUCAUUGUAAGUUGCCACUACCAACACAAGACCAAAGUGUGUGACUUGUCAUUAUGCAGUGUGACAGCAUUAAAGACUGAUGCUAAACCUCA